This is a messenger RNA of Pleomassaria siparia CBS 279.74, 652 nucleotides long. The record is from the annotation of a GenBank genome assembly. NCBI's taxonomy places the organism in Eukaryota, Fungi, Ascomycota, Dothideomycetes, Pleosporales, Pleomassariaceae.
CCCUCGACACCUCAUUCUUCACCAUGAACUAACCUUGUUACAUACUAUCAAUUCCUUGGAGACAAUCCCGGCCUUCCUUUGCACGGCACCUACCUUUGUACAUACAGCUCCGAACCUCUACAUACUUCCAAAUCCCACUACAUUAUUACUGACCGCAAUGCUCAUUCGGCGCGAAAGCGUCAUUCAUACAAUACAGUACAUGCAUACAUGCAUACAUGGAAGCGGCGGGUCUUGGCCUCGCUGCCAUAGAUCCUUGUUCAUGUGUUUUCUUCUUCUCCGCACGCACGACAUCCAUGUCACCGUUUCUGUUCUUCUGGCUGGGUCGGUCGGACGUCGUGGUGGAGAAAAAGGAAGACACUUAUGUACAUAUAAUGAAUGGCUUUGGCACAGGGAGGAAAGGAUAUUAUGCCGUACCUAUAUUUAUCGUUGUGACGAGGCAGGGCAGGGCAGGGCAGGGCAGGGCAGGGCAGGGCAGGGCAGGGGCCGGCCGGCCGGCCAGUGACAAGGAUGGACUACCGCAUAAUCUGGCAUAAAUGAGGUAUGCUAGGCUCAACUAGGCAAGUCUCCCGUUAAUAUGAUUUGAGGGAAGUUUGGAUAAAGUAGGGCUGAUUUUGAGUUAGUCAUCAUGCAUUUGAACGUCAGCCUAUUAAUC